Schistocerca gregaria is the source of this 2285-nucleotide messenger RNA. RefSeq names its product putative folylpolyglutamate synthase. The record is from RefSeq and is a predicted model, not a curated record. Gene Ontology annotation, cellular component: cytosol; cytoplasm; mitochondrion. Gene Ontology annotation, biological process: tetrahydrofolylpolyglutamate biosynthetic process. Lineage: Eukaryota; Metazoa; Arthropoda; Insecta; Orthoptera; Acrididae. Gene Ontology annotation, molecular function: ATP binding; tetrahydrofolylpolyglutamate synthase activity. The coding region runs from base 294 to 1910 and encodes 538 amino acids. The transcript is spliced from 4 exons.
GCAUUCUAUUGUUGACCCCUCACUCCCCUAGUAAACCUGCUUCUGCACGCUGAUACUCGGACGCUUAGCCAAAGGAUUAUUUAACUCAGACGAACUUUUCAGCAUCUAUUCUAUAUUAAAACUAGCCCCACACGUCAUAUAGCUUUAUCCGUUUUGUCUUCCUGUGCAACACUGUAUCGAGACGAAAGUUACAUACCUCGUUGUGGGGGGCAGACAAUAAUACCCGACAAUUGCAGCAAGUGUUUCUAGAGAGUCUAAACUCAUAACUCGAUAAAUUGCUUUCUUCACAAAAAAUGGUAAACAUAUGCAGGGAUUAUAAAAGUGCCCUGCGGGCCCUCAAUUCUCUGCAAUCUAAUUCAAUGGCUUUGGCUAAUUCAAAAAAAAGGCUGCUAAAGGAAAACAGGCAACAAAAUGCCGCAAAUGAAGAGACGAUGCAGUUAUGUGAAAUAUUAGGGAUUGAUAUUGAGAAACUUUCGAAACGUGCUUUCCAUGUUGCUGGCACCAAGGGUAAAGGAUCAACAUGUUCUAUGGUAGAAUCUAUGCUCAGAAGUCAUGGAUACUCGACCGGUUUGUACACUUCCCCUCAUUUGGUCACUGUUCGCGAGCGUAUUCGACUAAAUGGUGCCUGUAUUUCAGAAGAAAUGUUCGCAUACUACUUCUGGCUGUGUUGGGAUUUGCUGGAAAAAUCUCGCAGCGAUUAUUUGUCCAACCACCUCAAUUGGUUUUUUUAUCUAACCCUUUUGGCACUCAAAAUUUUUUCUGACAAAAACCUAGACAGCGCCAUUAUCGAGGUCGGUAUCGGUGGUCGUAUCGAUUAUACCAACGUUUUAACUUCUCCUGCUGUCUGUGGGAUUACGCUACUUGAUUAUGACCACACCAAUGUUCUAGGAACCACUAUACAAGAAAUAGCACAAGAAAAAGCAGGUAUUUUGAAGCCCAACACUCCUGUCGUUACUGUAGAACAACAGCCUGAAGCAUUGAAAGUCAUCCUUCAAAAGGCCAAAGAAAUUAACUCUCCAAUUUUUUUGUCGCACCCUUCUGUUUCGCUUUAUACCCAGUCUGUUCCGUCACUUUCAGACUCAUCCCUAGGCAUAAAACCGGAAUUUAUGCAGCGCAAUGCCUGCCUCUCUAUAGCAUUGUUAGACGUCUGGUUUCAACGCUCGCCAACUAGUAAGGUUACACACACAAAAUGUUUCCCUCAGUACAGCCUACCUUUAGAUAAUUCUCUCAACGUACCAUUCUAUCCUACUUUCACGCUGUCUUCGGAGUGCAUUAAUGGAUUGCUUACUCAUCACUGGCCAGGGAGAGCACAUAUUGUUUCCAUGGCGAAUCACCCCAUCUGCUUUUACCUAGAUGGUGCACACACUAUACAGAGUAUGAAAUUAUGUAUAGAAUGGUACUCGAGUUGUACUCGACAUCUGACUCAGCUCAAACGCAUCCUCAUCUUCAAUGUCAGCAAGCCGCGUGACCCUCAAGCACUUCUAACGCCUGUUGUGCAGGCAAUUCAAACUGGGCUUCACUUCAGCCAAGUCUACUUCACCAAAAGUCAAUUGCAUCCUUCACGCCGAAAAGAUGGCAGCAAUGAUCUGUCUUAUGAACAGAAUACAGACGAGGCCUGGCAAGUAGAGCAAACCAAAAUAUGGCAAGAUUUGGUUUCUUUUAUCAAACAACGCACUGGCUCUAACCUAACACACCAAUCAGUCAGUUGGCCCUCCGUUCAAUCCAGCUCGACUGUCGACGAGGUCAUCGGACAGAUCAUCGACCACUCAAAGUCCCAACCGGGCGUCCGGUACGAAGUUCUGGUAACGGGGUCUCUCUAUCUCGUAGGGGCAGUUCUAGAACUGUUAAAUUACCCAAUAGAUCAGGUGUACGAGACGUCAGAUAAUAGUAGAACAGCCAAGACUCAGUAAAGUUAUUCAAGCUACGCACGCCGGUCUAAUCAAAAACUGAACUCCAAAAUUUUGUCUCUAGCUGCAGCAUAUCCUUUUCACGACUUCUGGAGUUCCCAAAUUCAUCAAAGAUCUUCAGAAUAACCGCGAAAGUAUGCCUCGACACGAAAGAAUCGAGCAUCAGGUGUCUCUGGCCGACUGUCACCUCGCAUAAAACCCAAAACUCACAGACACAACGGAGAGAAAGAGGUCAGGUGCACUCUAUUAUCACCACCUAAGCAAAAGAGAACAAUACACCAAGUGCCAAGCUCUCCUCGUGUGUUGAUAGGAAAAAAUCACAAAAAAGAACACCGAAAUCGUCUUCAACUGGUCGCAUAAAACUCAAUACGCUGUUUA